AUGGGUAAAGACCGACGAUCUGCUGAAGCCAGAGAGAGAAGACAACGUGCUCAGCGCACCAGGCGAGCCAUAGCGCGGUCCCGUCGGAGUACUGGCACGGUACAGCCUACACCACAAGCAAUAAGUCGACCUGAACAGCCUUCAGAGACUAAGCCUAACGGGGACAAAAGUCCACCCCAUAAGGUCGAUAGAAGAGCUGUCGAGCUGUACAAGCGUGCCGUCAAUGCGAACCAUGAUGAGGAGCUUUCCAUCAUCUCAAAAAUUACAGAUGGGUCGUGUAAAGCCGGAAGCUGUGAGUGGGGGACUCUGUGGGGCGGAGUCGAUCCGGCACACCUCUGCCCCUCCGUCUCCAGAAUAAGACAAACAUUGGAUGCAUCUACAGAACGGCUACUGCAACUCCCGUCUAUUGCAAAGCUACAUGAAUGGAUCGAACUGAGCCGAGAGGAGCAAGGAGUUAGAGGAGAUGUUUGGGAGUCGAUUAUACCCGUUCUCAAGGACGAAGCGCUCCGAGUGAGGGAGGAGCUGCGGCAACUCUUCGGUGUUACAGAGCCGGAGUCCGAAGCCUGCGAGAUACAGGCGAGACUACUCGAAGCCUUGCUACAAGCUACCAAUACUGACCCGCUGUUAGUAGAGGACACCGAGUUGCUGCGAAGCAUCUACGAGCAUGGUGGUGUACCUACCGGGAUCGACAGCGAGGUCCCGUUUUCUCCUAUCUGGCCCGAAAUCAACAAGGACGCCGAAGAUCCAGAAUGCGAACUCUCUUAUUUCAGUGGAGACGCAUGGCGGAACUAUAAAUCCGCCGAAGAACUCAACGACAGUGUCAUCGAGUAUCUCAACAAAGAAGUUGCCCAGCAACACAUGGUCCGUUUAGGGCCUUCAGAGAUCCCUGAGGGAGCUACACCUUGUCGUAUUGCCGCAGUGGAGAAGAAAAGCAAGCCAGGUUCCCAGGCGAGUGGUAUACGGGUCAUAGAUGACCUACGCCGUAACAUGGUUAACAGCAAGGUGGAUAAGAUGAGGAAUACAACCCAGUUACCCGGCGUGUUGACAACGGCAUUCAUCGUUAACCGCAUCCGAAGCCACUGGGAGAAGAAAGGACGGCAGUCCAAAGUGGUGUGUAUCGAGAGGGAUAUAAGUGGGGCGUUUAGACAUAUACCUCUCUUGGAAUGGGAGCAACGCUACUUCGUUAACAGGCUGAGGGCGCCCGUGUCCGAGCCAGGAGACGAACAUGUUUGGUACAUGCAUUUACGGCUACCCUUCGGGCUCCGUAGCAGCCCAGUGCUAUGGGUGAGAACUUAUGCGGGUGUGGUCCGCCUAGCGAAGCGUAUUUUCUGCUCAGCAGAUGAUCCGGAGGGGAUGCAGCUCUACAUCGACGAUAGUGGGUAUUUCACUGUGAAGGAGGUGGCGGUUCGCAGACUUAUCUCCCUCCUUCUAUUAGAUGAAACAUUGGGGUUUAUGAAUGCAUACCCGAAAAUUCGAGUAGGAGAGCGGCCGCACCUACUGGGGUUCGAAUGGGAUCUGUCGGAGCCCAGCGUCGGUUUACCACUGGAGAAGAGAGACCGUCUACUGAGUGAAAUAGAUAUUCUAUUGAGCUCUCAUGCAUCUACUGGUAAGGUCGAGAUCGCCCGCGUGAAGUCGCUGGCAGGUAAGCUCUCAUGGUUAUGUCAUGUAUGCAGAGCCCUCCGCCCUUGCCUCACAAACGUGUAUGCGACUAUGGCGUCUGCUGACACCUUACGUAAGCAGUACCCUUAUAUGAAGCACAUACCUCUAGCUAAGGCCGCGAUCCCCGACUUGGAGAUAUUUCGAACGGCUAUUGCCUACGGUGAUGCUGGCACCUCCGAAAAUAACGGGGGUUACUUAUCGAGAAUUCCAGCUACUUUUCUCAUAGGAUACUCCCUAGACGAGGAUUUCGAUGUCGAUCGAGUUACUGUAUGUGUCUCUGAUGCUUGCUGCACAGGGAUCGCAGGCACAGUAAUUACCGGCGGUCGCGCAUACUGGUUUAUGAUGCAGCUACCAGACCCCCUCAAUUCGCCAUUGUCGGAUCUUAUUCAGCCGGCAAACGCAGUUAAGUGGAGCCAUCGGGACAUGGCACCCCUGGAGCUGUUGGCGUGCUACUGUUGCUGUCUAUUGGCGCCAAACGACCGGCCUGCUAUAUUUUUGUGCGACAAUAAGGCAUGCGUCGAUUCUCUCAACGCACUGUCUUGCAAAUCACCCCGAAUGAAGGCAGUCAUGCUCCAAAUUUCGAGGGCCUGGCGCUAUGGGAGAGGUCUCCGGGCCUUUCACCUCGACAGCAAGUCCAACUGGUUGGCCGAUGAUCUGUCGAGGAUGCACUCGCCUCAACAGGCCAGAGAGUAUAUGAAGGGGUCUACGAUGACCGAGGUUGACAUGGCUCUUCUACUUCAGAGUCUCCCACGAUGA
Molecule: messenger RNA, 2415 nt
Organism: Perkinsus marinus ATCC 50983
Lineage: Eukaryota; Perkinsozoa; Perkinsida; Perkinsidae
Exons: 1
Coding region: 1-2415 (804 amino acids)
Source: RefSeq, a predicted model, not a curated record